GACCAAUGCUCGUUUAUUGAUAAUGUCUACUUAUUCGGCGGGAUUAUCAGCGUUUCAUUCCCGUUUUCGCUUAACACGUUCCUGACACAAUCAGUGUAUAUUCCUACUACCGGUAGCACCAUACUUCAGUCUGAAAGAGAGAAAGAAAGAAAAAGGAAGAGUGAGAAUAACAUCACCGACAAGAUGACAUCGAUGAAAUUAUCGGCGAGUUCGCAAUGCAUCAAAUACCUUAUGUUUAUCUUCAAUUUAUUCUUCGUGAUGACAGGAAUAGUAUUGUUAAGCUUAGGUCUGACUAUUCAUGCGAUCUAUUUCAACUACGUUCAUUUUCUUGACAAUAAAUUCUUGUCGAUUCCAUCGUUGAUGAUAGCAGUUGGUAUUAUUAUCUUCUUCAUUGCUUUCUUCGGAUGUUGUGGCGCCGUACGGGAGAAUUAUUGCAUGUUAAUUAUCUUCACGACUCUCUUAAUAUUCAUUUUCAUACUCGAAUUCUCUGGUGGCAUUGCUGGUUACGUUUUAAGAUCACAAGCAGGCGAAGUUAUAAAAGAGAAGAUGACAAAUACUAUGCAACUAUAUAACACGAGUAAUGAGAUUGCUGGGUUGUGGGACGAAAUACAAACUGAGUUCGAAUGUUGCGGUGUUACGAACAUGACCGAUUGGGAGAUUUUAUUUGAUAAUAGUGAUCUUCCAAUGUCUUGCUGUCGUCCUCAACAGGGUAAGAUCGGUAUCAGCGUUUGUAACAUCACCGUAAAUUAUGUUUAUCCCGAUGGAUGUCUAAGCAAGUUCCAGCAAUACAUUAAGUCACACGCUGUGCAGCUAGGUGGUGUCGCCCUUGGUAUUGCGACCAUUCAGUUGACGGGUGUGAUGAUAAUAUCGGUUGGCUCGACGAUCUAUGCCGUUUAUGAAGAUUUCUCCCAUUUCUUGGAUCCCAGAUACUUUUCACCAGCCACGCUCUUGAUCGUAGUUGGUAUAUUAGUUUUCAUAAUUGCUUUCUUUGGAUGUUGCGGUGCUCUUCGAGAAAGUACUUGCAUGGUUCUCGUGUUUGCAGUAUCUUUAUCCGUUGUUUUGAUAAUGGAAUUGUCUGCUGCGACCGCAGCGUACGCCUUACAGGACACCGUAAAAGAUCUUUUGGAAGAGAAAAUCAACAAUACGAUGCACGAAUACGAUAAGAAUACCGAGAUUAAAAGUGCUGUUAAUUUCAUGCAAUCCAGAUUACGUUGCUGUGGUUAUGUAGAUAUGUCCAACUGGUAUGACAUUGAAUUUACAAAAGAAAACGACAUGGGUAUACCUAAUUCCUGCUGCGAUCUUCUAGGAAAGGAUGACAAUAAUAAGACUAUUUGUAACAAUCCUUAUGUAAUAGGCUGCAUGAGUAGACUUUCCAUCAUAGUUCAUCGCAGUGCACUUUACAUUGGUACAGGAGCUGUGGCUAUUGCUCUUAUUCAGUUGACUGGAAUAGUAUUCGCAUGUAUGUUGGGCAGAGCUAUCAGACGACAAAAGACGGAAAGAGAAAGGCGUAAAUGGGAAUUGAGAGAAAGUAUUGUGAACGGUUAUCAACCACUUGGAAAGACAGAUCCACUGACAACUUUCCCUGUUGUAUACAUGCAGUCUCAGGACUACCCAUUGAAAGGCAAUACAAACUGGUAGUUCUAUGAUUUCCAUUCGAUGUGAAAAAUGUGAAAUAUAUUAUUUUUGUGCCAUUGCAGAGGUAUAUCAAAAGUACGAUCCUUGAUGAUCGCUCCUCGAUUUUAUCCUACAAAAUAAAGAAGUCAGUAUUUUCUAUCA
Messenger RNA from Vespula vulgaris, 1776 nucleotides. RefSeq lists its product as uncharacterized. The record is from RefSeq and is a predicted model, not a curated record. Gene Ontology annotation, cellular component: membrane. The transcript is spliced from 9 exons. NCBI's taxonomy places the organism in Eukaryota, Metazoa, Arthropoda, Insecta, Hymenoptera, Vespidae. Bases 184 to 1638 code for a protein of 484 amino acids.